Molecule: messenger RNA, 985 nt
Organism: Periophthalmus magnuspinnatus
Lineage: Eukaryota; Metazoa; Chordata; Actinopteri; Gobiiformes; Gobiidae
Gene: eif3g
Product: eukaryotic translation initiation factor 3, subunit G
Exons: 9
Coding region: 21-965 (314 amino acids)
Cellular component (GO): cytoplasm; eukaryotic translation initiation factor 3 complex
Molecular function (GO): translation initiation factor activity; RNA binding
Source: RefSeq, a predicted model, not a curated record
UGAAAGUAUGUCGGAAGUGUAUGGUGACAGCUUCCCGUGCACGUUCCUGUUCGCGGUUGCUAGCUUUCGAAGCUAAGCUAGCCUUCAGGAUGCCGUCUAUUGAAUACGACGACUCCAAGCCCAGCUGGGCGGACCAGGUCGAGGAGGAGGGUGAUGAAGGUACACUUCCAUCACCAAAGGAAACUAUUAAAGGAAACAUUAAAACAGUGACUGAAUACAAAAUAGAAGAUGGGAAGAAGUACAAGAUUGUGCGGACUUUCAAGAUUGAGACCAGAAAGGCUUCAAAAGCUGUUGCCAGGAGAAAGAACUGGAAGAAGUUUGGAAAUUCUGAGUUUGAUGCUCCCGGCCCUAAUGUUGCCACCACCACUGUCAGCGAUGAUGUUUUUAUGACUUUUGUUUCCAACAAAGAGGAUUUGAAUUCCCAAGACCAAGAUGAAGAUCCCAUGAACAAACUGAAGGGACAGAAGAUUGUGUCCUGUCGUAUCUGUAAAGGGGACCACUGGACCACCCGAUGUCCCUACAAGGACACUCUGGGGCCCAUGCAGAAGGAGCUGGCUGAACAGCUUGGGCUUUCCACUGCAGACAAGGAAAAACCUGCUGGCUCUGCUGAACCAGAACCUGCACAGCCUGCUCAAAGCAAGACUGGUAAAUAUGUUCCCCCGAGCCUGAGGGACGGGGGAACCAGGAGAGGGGAGUCCAUGCAGCCUAACCGCAGAGCUGAUGAUAAUGCAACAAUCCGCGUGACCAAUUUGUCUGAGGACACCCGUGAGACAGACCUACAGGAGCUAUUCAGACCAUUUGGCUCAAUCUCAAGGAUCUAUCUGGCCAAGGACAAGAAUACUGGGCAGUCCAAGGGAUUUGCCUUCAUCAGUUUUCAUCGCAGGGAAGAUGCUGCCAGAGCCAUUGCAGGAGUGUCAGGAUUUGGAUAUGAUCAUCUUAUUCUUAAUGUUGAAUGGGCCAAGUGAGUGCUUCUAUUCUGAUGUGU